GUGAAGCGCUUCGAGACGUCGUGACUAUGUGCGCGAGAUAAAAAGCCGCAAUGUCGAAGAAAAUGUCUCGGACGCUCUUGGAGAAGAUAGAAGUGUUAGACAGAGUCAAGAUGGAGCCGCGAGGAACUCCGCUACGAGAACUGGCCAGAAGACUCGGGGUCAAGAAGUCGACCCUGGGCGACAUCAUCGCCAGUGAGAUGAAGCUGCGCCACACAGCGUCCUCCUUAGCCGAGGGCGAUGUUGGUCUGCGUAAGAAGAGGGAUCGCAAAGGCAAAGAUCCCCAGGUGGAGCACGCUCUCCUUCUGUGGUUCCAAAGGGCGUCCACUGAGGGGCAGCUGCUCAAUGGGCCCAUCCUCAAAGCCAAAGCAGAGAGCCUGGCACGUGACCUCGGGAAGCCGGGCUUCACGGUGACUGACGGCUGGUUUAGCCGCUGGAAGGCACGUAACAACAUCGUGUACAGACUGCUUCCCGGAGAGCUGAAGACCGCUGCCGUAGAGGGCGCUGACACCAGCAGCGCGCUGCUCUCUUCCUACGCCGCCGAUGACAUCUACAACGCAGAGGAAACGGGACUGUACUACCGUGCGGCGCCCGACGGCUCAUUGUAUUUCCACCGAACGGUGCUGAGCGGUGUGAAGAGGGCGAUGGACAGCAUCGCGCUGAUGGUCUGCGCCAACAUGACCGGCAGCGACCGGCGCAAACUGCUGGUCAUCGGGAAGAGCCAGUGCCCUCGCUGUAUGAAGGGAGUCGACCUCACUGUUCUGCCCGUCAUCUAUAAGGCCAAUAAGAUGGCGUGGAUGACGAGAGGGAUCUUUAAGGAUUGGCUGAUGCAGUGGGACACAGAGCUGGUCGAGCAGGGGCGUAAGAUUCUUGUUUUCAUGGACAGCGCACCAUGUCACCUGCCCAUUCCAACCCUAGAGAACAUCUGCCUGGAGCUGAUUCCCCCGGACACCACUCUGAUCCAGCCCAUGGGUCAAGGAGUCAUCCGAAACCUGAAGCUCUCCUACCGCGAGGAGCUACGAAAGCGCCUCCUGGACGCCAUCGAAGGCAACGUGAUCAGUCCCCACGCCACGGUGGGAGAGGUGGUGAGACACAUCAGCCUACUGGAUGCCAUCGGUAUGGUUGCCAGGGCCUGGGAGAGCAUGAAGCCUAAGAUGAUAUCCGACUGCUUCGCAAAGGCCGGGUUUGUGACUGGUGACGCUGCUCCCUGCACUGAGGCUGAGGGGAGGACAAGUGCAGAGGCCGAGGGCGAGAGGCAGAUCACUGACCAGUUCCUGGACAUUGACGCUGAUCUACUCUGCCGUGAUCCCCAGGACCACGAGGCCAUCGUGACUGAAGCUGUGGCCGCCGAGCGCUUGCUAGUCGAGAACGACAGUGACAGCGACUCUGAGGAGAACGAGGCCCCGUCUGUGACGGCCGGCACAGCUCUGACCGGCCUGCGAGAGGCAGAAAGCUUCUUACUAAAGAGCGGACUCUACGGCAAGUGUUCGAACGCACUUCACGACAUUGUUGCGAGCAUCAGAGAGAGACGCCACACUGAUCUGGUGCAGUCUGACUUGAGAGAAGUUUUCAAUAAAAAAGUUUAAAUUUC
This is a messenger RNA of Callorhinchus milii (elephant shark), 1588 nucleotides long. RefSeq names its product tigger transposable element-derived protein 4-like. The transcript has 2 exons. Bases 51 to 1583 code for a protein of 510 amino acids. Gene Ontology annotation, cellular component: nucleus. The record is from RefSeq and is a predicted model, not a curated record. Gene Ontology annotation, molecular function: DNA binding. NCBI's taxonomy places the organism in Eukaryota, Metazoa, Chordata, Chondrichthyes, Chimaeriformes, Callorhinchidae.